AUGGCUGAGGUGAGAGUAGAUUGGAAGUUUGGAAGUUUGGAAGCAGGAAUAUUCAACGAGUGAAUCUGAAACAGCGGCGAAAUCCAGCGCUUAUAUACUAUUUUUGAGGAUUUCUCGAAUCUUCACGAUGUUUCCAGACCCUUCUAGAACCCCUCGCUCGUUUUUCUCUCUGUUCCUCUCUCUCUCUACCUCGCUCUCUUUGUUCUCUGCUCGUCUGGCGUCUCCGCUGCCCUAGACCAUUGUCUCGCUUUUCCUCUCGCCGCCUGGUGUCUCUCUCCUCUCGCCUUGUAGAUGUUUCUCAGUUUUUCUAGGACCGUCGAGAAUCAUCUGGAAAAUUCUAGAAGAAUUUGGCUUUUCGCUGUUUUCUUGAUGUGUUUUCGAAAUUUCGCGCAAUUUUUGAGAUUUAAGGUUCUUUUAAGUUUCAUUAUUAUUUAAUUUUUUUCCUUUUUUUCCUGGCACGUAGUUAUAAGUCUUAUUUUCUUUUUUUGCUUCGUUUUUUUAGUAUUCAGAGUGUUCCAGCGGAAGUUUUGCAAUUAAAUUUACUUCUUUUUGUUAGAUUUUUUUAAUGAAUGGUGUAAUUUCAAGUCAGAAUCUUGAAAUUCUUGUUUUCAAAAAGGGAUAACAUGAAGAAUAACAAGUUUUGCUUUUUUUAAUUCUAAAUGAGCUAAAAAUCGCUUCUUUCGUAUCAAAAAAAUAGAUGAAAAAAAUCUUUCGUAACAUAAAGGAAAAAUCAGGAAAAGUUUGCGAAUUUUUUUGAAAAAAAUUACAUUUUCCUAUCAACGUCCGCCUUCUUCUUUCAAGCCAGUAAAAAUAAUCCAUGUUUUCAGUACCCAUGUUCACUUGGCCAGCGAUUGUAUGGAGCGCUAUAGAGCCGGUUUGGACGCUUUGUGUGAUCUGGAGCAGGUUUACAAAAAUAUAUUGUUUUUUUAAAGUUUUUUUGAAAAAUUUUUAAAGGAGCAUGAACAGUUUUUGAAAUGGUUUCAAAGAGUAUGGAAAAAUUAAAAAAAUGAUCUCAAUUUCUCCAUUUUUUUGGUAGGCUCAGAAAGGCUCCUGCUCCUUUAAAAUUUCAAACAAAGGGUUUUCUAAAGAUGUAGAAUUAAAUGGAAAAGUUGAAAAAUAUAACUAAAUUUGUUUAGGACCUGAGCAUCGGUUACGAUUCGAAAGGAAAUCGGCUAAAAGAGCCAAUCAAUCGAGUGAUUCCAUUUCUAACCGACCCCCGAAUCAGCCUGGAUAAUCGCCUACGGCUCAUCUUGUUGUAUGCGCUUUUUGAGAAUGGUUAUCUGAUUUGAUAAAUCGAUAAAAUAAUUUGAAAAUGUAGGAAUCUCUUCCGAGUCUAUGGUGAAGCUCCUGGCCCACGCCGAAAUUCCCUUCCAUGAUCGGAGCAUUUUUACGAAUGCCGCCAGGCUUGGCGUCGACCUCGUUGUUGAGGUUUCCAUUCUUUUUUGUAUGUAAAUUUGAGUCUUUUUGUAAAACCAUGCUUUCAACAAGUUCGUUACAGAGUUUUGUGAAUUAAUCUUUAUUUUUCCUAGUUUUUUUAAAAAAAUAUUUUUUUCGAUAUUUCUUUGAUAUAACACUCAGACAUUGGUAACGCAAAACUUGCGCGAAUCGAAAAAGUCUUGGCAUUUUUUGUGACCACUUUAGUAGCGUCAGCGCUCUUAAGUGAUCCCUAGACUUUCUCAAAAAAGUUACCGAGGCCUGAGUAUUCUACCUGGCUUCCAAAAAUAUUUCUCGGGAGCUCCGCAAAGCUACCGAAGAACACCACUUGAAAACUUUUAAAAAAAGCCUGAAUUUAAACGUUUCGAGACAAACGGGCACAAAGACGACCUAAGAUUGCACUACAUGAAGAAAAUUCAUAUUAUAAUGUAGAACGAGAUAGAAAGACCCAGUUACAGGGUGCGCAAUAAGUAUUGAAACGCGUUUGAAACGUUAUAACUUUCUCGAAAAUCAACCAAACACCACCAAACUUGGAACAAAUUUCAUUCAUACAAUAUAGAAACAAAAUUCAAGAAUAGUUUUCAAAACGUCUUCCUUUAGCUUUGAUAACGGCCUUCAGUCUCUUCGGAUACGCAUCGAUCACGGCACGAAGGUAGUCGUCGUCGAUUUCGUCCCAUUUCUUGAUGAGCGCGGUCUUCAGAGCUUUGAUACUUGGGUAGUUCUUAGAAGAGACCUUCUCGGUCAGAUAUAUCCACACGGCAUAGUCCAUCGGGUUGAGGUCGUGCGAGGAAGCAGGCCAAUCAGCAGCCGAGAUGAACUCGGAAAAUUGGCGCGAUACCACUCUUGAGUCCCUUUGGCGCGAUGAGCGGGGACGCCGUCUUGCUGGAAGGUCCAUGGUCGGUUUCCGUAGUGAGAAUUGGCUCAGGGCAACACCCUCAACUUUAAAUUCUACUCCCAGUAGUAUAUUUGGUUCACUUUGACUUCAGGAUCCACAAAAAUCAGCGGAGUUUUGCCGUCAGCGGUAAUUCCGGCAAAAACCAUCACGGAAGCCGGAUGCGAAGUUUUAUUCAGAAUUUUUUUUUUUCACAGGCACUCUGAUAGUCAGUAGCGAUGAUCCAAUGAUUUUGGCCUCCUUGUUCGCCUCCACAGUGAAGAUUUUCUCGUCGGUAAAUAGCGUCGUCAGAUGCGAGCCAUCUUUCGUGCCAGCGAGCAGCUUUCGAGCCUUUUUCAUCCGGAAUGUCUUGUUUUUUUGACUGAGGAAGGCUCCUUUCUGCAUACGGUAGGGAAUCAUCUUCAGCUUGUCCUUGACAAUAGUUCUCAUCGAUUCUCGACUCAUUUCGUAUUCUUUUGACAUCUUUCUCAUGCUUCUUCCCGGAGUGCGUCUGAUUUUCUCUCGAACGGCUUUGACUGCUUCUGGGGUCGUGACGGUGACUGGAAAUCCCCUUCUUUGCAUGUCAUCUGAAGUACCGAGACGCCGAUAGCGUUGUGCAGUUCGAAAAACGAGAACACGAGACACUUUCAGCUUUUUAACGAUCUCUGAAUUCGUCAUUCCGUUUUUGACACAAUCAAUGAUUGCGGUACGUUACGGAGAUGGGGCCACCAUUACCUGAAAACUGAAAAGUAUGAGCUGUAACUUCAAACACAUGAUAAGUGAGCAUGAAUAAACGAAAUAAACAGAAAAGUUCAAAGGCCAGUCCAUUGUGCAAAAAGCAGCGAUCAAACAAAAAACGGUUUCAAUAUUUAUUGCGCACCCUGUAGAUUGUAUAAAAAGAGUGAAUCGAUCAGAGAUAACAUGAGACGAGAGUUAUAACAUAGGUCUCUGAAUGGAGAAUAAAUAAAGUGACGAAACAUGAGGUUUUCUCAACUGAUUAGUUAACAAGUUGAAAAUCGAGCAAAAAUAGGUAACUUUUUUUUCACCUUACCUUCUUGGUAUUGAAGCUUAUUUUUAUAUCUUGUUUUUUGAAAAGUUUUGUGAAUCAACUUUUCCUCCCGAAGCUCAGGAAAGUUCAGAGAGUGUAAAUUUGAUGCCUUAAUUGAGUAGGUGAAAGUUUUGCGCGGGUUUGCGAAAUACUCAUGCUGGAAGUGAUAAAUAAAAGUAGAAAAAAAGGAUACCUCUUGUGAACUCCUCUACGACAUCGCAUGGGGAACUUUCCGACGGCCACUUUUCCUCCGAAUCUUUUUCCGACUUUUUUCUCGAUGAACUUUCCGUUUUGAAUCAUCAUAUAUGAAGUAGGUGGUUUAUUCAUGAUUAAAAACACAAAUAAAUAGAAAAAAAUUAUGUUAAUAGAUAUUUUAUAAACCGAAAAAAAUAUAAGGGAAAAAGUCGGAAAAAGAUUCGGCGGAAAAGUGGCCGUCAAAAAGUUUCCUAGUGAUACGAAAAAAUCGGAAAAGUCGCCGUUCGAUUUUUUGCUGGGCUUUUUUUCAUACCACCGGAUUUUUAACUUCAAAGCACCUUCCAGGAAGGCCGGCCGCGAUUCAGCCUCCCUCCGAGAAGGCCUCGAACUCAAGAAUCGGCCUACACCAGCGCUCGUUGGGUGCCGCGAAUCAAGGAUUUGAUGGAGGACGCGAUUCACGAAAACCUCAGCCUCGACCAUUUCCCCUACGUCGUCCAAAGAGACCCAGUUUCCGAGCGAACGUGAGGAUCAGACUUGAAAAUUUCGGGAAAAACAAGAGUUGAAAUGAGGCUCAGAGAAAAAAAAAUAAGCAAGGAUCAGAAUCGAUAAAUCCUCAAAAAUUCCUAGUUUCAAGUUCAUACAUCGGCUGGAUCCCACCCCAACUUUUUGUGCGCAAAAAAAGGCCGCGUUUUCGGAAGGGCGGGGGGAGGUGGUAGGCCGUCACAUCGGAGUGGGAAGUUUUGAGAUUUAGGUUUGAAUUUAGUAUAGAAGAAAAAAGUCAAAUGAACCGAAAUCUAUCAUUUUUCUUCCCAGAAGCAAUUUUCAAGGAAUUUGUUUCGCCAGAUUUUACAAAACUUGAUAUUUUUUAUUCACAGUUAGACUAACCAGAAUUGUAUAGAGUUUACUUUUUUGCUUCUCUCUUCGUUUCAUUUUUCUUACUAACUUUUGUCCUUUAAUAAAGUGAAUAGAAAAAAUAUAUAACCAGUCAGCGAAUCGAGAAUAAAUAAACUAAGCUCUCCGACUUAUAUUGUAAUACGAAUUUUUAAGCUACUUUAGUGAUUUUUUCCCGAUUUUUUACCAUUAUGCAGUUGAUUCCGGAUUUUUCAAUCAAUCAAAAUGUUUUAUUUCUCACACACAUACUAAAGUUCACGAAAUAGAUAUAAGGCGAAUUUGGGAACCAUAAUUUCGACGUUUCUUUCUAGAAUCGCCAGAUCCGCCCGAUUCGGAAGCCUAGAGCGAUCUGCCUCAAGAGAAGCCCCAAAGACAGAAGUCCUGCCGAGGCUGAUCGUUUUCGUCGUCGGCGGGAUGAGCCACUCGGAGAUGAGAAGCGCCUACGAGGUCAUGGCCGCCAAUUCCUGGGACGUCAUCAUCGGCGCCGAGCAGAUCAUCACGCCGACAAAGUUCUUGGAUAAUCUCCGAUCCCUUUCCGAACCCUUUGAACCGGCUGUCAAUCCCGUCGGAUUGAAUUCCUAUCCUUUCAAGAGGGCCGAAAGCCUCGAGCCGUUGGUUUAG
This is a messenger RNA of Caenorhabditis auriculariae, 5060 nucleotides long. NCBI's taxonomy places the organism in Eukaryota, Metazoa, Nematoda, Chromadorea, Rhabditida, Rhabditidae. The record is from the annotation of a GenBank genome assembly.